Molecule: messenger RNA, 624 nt
Organism: Xyrichtys novacula (pearly razorfish)
Lineage: Eukaryota; Metazoa; Chordata; Actinopteri; Labriformes; Labridae
Source: the annotation of a GenBank genome assembly
AUGUCUUUCUCAAAUUGCAGGUACUUGGUCAUCGUCGACCCACUGUGGUACCGCUACAAACGCACUAUAAAGACUUCUGUGACGGUCUGUGUCAUGGUCUGGGUCAUAAAUCUUGUCUUCAACUUUGCUGUGUUCCCCUGGGUUAAUGAAUCAGUCGAAAUACUCACCUUUUCCGUUUUCCUCCUCCUUCCUUUUCCACUGUUAAUAUUCUUCCUGGUCAGGACCCUUAAAGCCCUCUCUGCCUCUGUCUCUGUCAAUUCUGAAGAAAAACAAAGAAUUGUGGGAAUUGUGGUCUCUGUGAUGCUCAUUUACACACUUCUGUUUCUGCCUACCACCAUUUUGUUUCUUGUAGAGGAGGCUGGAAUUAGUAUCAGUUCUUUAACACAUAGCCGUAGUCAUUUAUUCAUAAGGUUGAGUCCUCUUGCAGACUUAGUUCUGUAUAUUUUCAUCAGAAAGGCCACCAUGGGCAAGCUGUUGGCCUCUGUGUGUUGUUGCAAAGAGGAGAGCAAUGACAGUCACACAUCUGCAGUGAAUAUUGACAAUGUGGUCCCACCAGAGAGCGCUGCCAUGCAGGAAAUGACUGUAGGCGUCUCUGUUUCUCACACAAUUACGCCACGGGUGUAG